Messenger RNA from Cyphellophora europaea CBS 101466, 1701 nucleotides. RefSeq lists its product as uncharacterized. Lineage: Eukaryota; Fungi; Ascomycota; Eurotiomycetes; Chaetothyriales; Cyphellophoraceae. Gene Ontology annotation, cellular component: preribosome, small subunit precursor; cytosol. The record is from RefSeq and is a predicted model, not a curated record. The transcript has a single exon. The coding region runs from base 1 to 1701 and encodes 566 amino acids. Gene Ontology annotation, molecular function: protein serine/threonine kinase activity; ATP binding. Gene Ontology annotation, biological process: maturation of SSU-rRNA.
AUGGCUCAAAAUGGCGCCGGAGUUGCCGAUGGCCACCAGCCGACUCACACAUAUGUGCCAAAUCAGGGCUAUCUGAAUGACCAGCGGGCACCGCAAGGUAUGGUAACAGCAGAGGAUGCCGCGCAGGACGAUGACCAGGAAGAUGAAGAGGACUAUGAUGACAUCCUCGAGGAGGACGAUCUCGACUCGGAUGCUCUCAUGGCCGCUAACCCGUCAGACUACACAAAGUCCUAUAAUAGGCAGCGGCGACUGAACGAGGCGGUCGCUGACCCUAAUAUCUCCAAGUCACAGUACCCAAAGUCUAACCCACAGCCAUCGGGGGGCGAUCUGGCACAUCCGAAAGACGACCAGGUCAAUUUGCUGUCCAAGCACGCAGCAAAGCUCAAACUUGAGGACAAGUACUCCGGCACGUACCACGGCAAAGGCGCCGACAAAAGCGAGCGUGCUACCUCUGAGCAAGUGCUUGAUCCCAGAACGCGCAUGAUCUUACUUCAGAUGAUCAACCGAAAUGUGGUUUCAGAAAUUAACGGCGUCAUUUCCACCGGCAAAGAAGCCAAUGUGUACCAUGCACUCUCCAUUAACGACGACGGCUCAGAAAUCCACCGAGCCAUCAAAGUAUACAAGACCAGUAUUCUUGUCUUCAAAGAUCGCGAGAAGUAUGUCGCUGGUGAAUUCAGGUUCCGCCAGGGCUACAACAAAUCCAACAAUCGUGCCAUGGUCAAAAUUUGGGCGGAGAAAGAAAUGCGCAACCUGAAGCGUAUUCACGCUGCCGGCAUUCCCUCUCCUGACCCUCUCUACCUCAGACUGCAUGUGCUCGCCAUGUCCUUCCUCGGAGAUAGCAAGGGUAUCGCAUCACCGCGCCUCAAGGAUGUGGAUUUUAUCGACGGGGAUCCUCUCCCUCGCUGGCGGGGUCUCUACAUCUCUAUCCUUGGCUAUAUGCGCAUAAUGUACCAAGUCUGCCACCUUGUGCACGCCGAUCUUUCGGAAUACAACAUCCUCUUACACGACCACCGCCCACACAUUAUUGAUGUCUCGCAGUCCGUUGAACACGACCACCCCCGCUCUCUCGAUUUCUUACGUAUGGAUAUCAAGAACAUAAACGACUUCUUCAGCCGCAAGAAUGUCUUCACCUUGGCCGACCGCGCCGUCUACGACUUCAUCCUGCGAUCCGCCUCCAGCAGCACACCAAAUUCGAACGAGCUGGAAGAAUUGGAGAAGGAGAUCGAUAACCUGAUGUCCAACCGGAAGGAAACCGAUCUAGAAGAAAGCGAAGUCGACAAUGCCGUCUUCCGUAAUCAGUACAUUCCACAGACGCUCAACGAGGUCUACGAUGCCGAGCGCGACAUCGAUACGCUCAAUGCCACUGGCCAGGACACACGCGUAUACAAAGAUUUGCUUGCCAACAAGCCCACACAACCAGGACAUUCGACUUCUCCAGCCGCAUCAACUUCCCCCGCCUCCGACAACGACUCUGAGGGCUCGGAUGACGCAGUGGGUGCGGCACUGGACGGCGACUCGGACUCUGAGAGCUACGAGGACGAGGAGAAAGGUCCGCCCAGGGGCAAGCGCUUUGUCGACAAGGAAGAAAAGAAAGCGCACAAGGCGGCCGUCAAGGAAGAAAAACGAGAAAAACGUCAGACCAAGAUGCCCAAGCAUCUGAAGAAGAAGCUGGUCAAGGAGAAGAGCCGGGGAAAGAAGUGA